CCCGGAAGCGCCGCCGCCGCCAUGGACCCCGCCGCUCCCCCCCCAAAACGCCGCGGGCCCGCCCGCUUGGCCGAUCCGCGGCCUCUGUUCGAGGAUACGAGCGCUACCGGGGCCUCACCGGGCCGCGGGUUCGGGGCUCCGCCGCCGCCUUCGGCCUCGUCGGCCUCGUCAUCUUCAUCAUCCUCGGCCCCGUUCGGGCCGCCCGGGGCGUUCCUGGCCGAGCCCGUGAGCUCGCUGGCCGCGGCCUACGGGAGCAGCCUGGCCUCGCAUGUGGAGGGGAACCUGGGCCGCUGGGUGCCCGUCAGCCGCCUCAAGUAUUACUUUGCUGUGGACACCGUGUACGUGGGCAGGAAACUGCGGCUGCUCGUCUUCCCCUUCGGCCACCAGGACUGGCAGGUGCGGUACCAGCAGGACACCCCGGUCGCUCCUCGCUUCGAUGUCAACGCCCCCGACCUCUACAUCCCGGCCAUGGCCUUCCUCACCUACAUCCUCCUCGCCGGCCUCGCUUUGGGCACCCAAAACAGAUUUUCCCCGGACAGCCUGGGGUUGGUGGCGAGCUCAGCGCUGGCCUGGCUGCUCCUGGAAGUUCUCAGCGUCCUCCUGAGCCUUUACUUGGUCACCGUCAGCACCGACCUGACCCCCAUCGACCUCCUGGCCUUUGCUGGCUACAAAUACGUGGGGAUGAUUAUCCGCACCCUGAGGCUGAAGCUGCUCUCGGAUGCCUCAGCCAAGGGGCACUUAGGGCCCAUUUGGAUCCGCACCCUGAGGCUGAAGCUGCUGUCGGAGGCGGCGGCCGAGGGGGUUUUGGUGCGCGGGGCCAAGAACCAACUGCGCAUGUACCUGACCAUGGCCAUCGCCGCCGCCCAGCCGCUCUUCAUGUACUGGCUCACCUUCCACCUGCUCCGCUGAGGGCCAGAAUUCCCAAAAAAUCCUGGAAUUCACAGGGAAAAAUCCUGGAAUUGGCAGGAAAAUGUCCUGGAAUUUCAGCGUUGCUCCCCAAAAAAAUCCCCGCGUUUUUCGGGUUUCAAUAAAUGGAAUUUUGAAGGAA
Messenger RNA from Zonotrichia leucophrys gambelii, 1048 nucleotides. It is a transcript of the gene YIF1B, whose product is annotated as Yip1 interacting factor homolog B, membrane trafficking protein. Gene Ontology annotation, cellular component: endoplasmic reticulum-Golgi intermediate compartment; endoplasmic reticulum membrane; Golgi membrane. The coding region runs from base 22 to 909 and encodes 295 amino acids. Lineage: Eukaryota; Metazoa; Chordata; Aves; Passeriformes; Passerellidae. The record is from RefSeq and is a predicted model, not a curated record. Gene Ontology annotation, biological process: endoplasmic reticulum to Golgi vesicle-mediated transport. The transcript is spliced from 9 exons.